GAGCCCCUGCAAGCAUCCCAGAAUUCUCCUAACCUCGUUGCUACGAAUUUGUCAAUUUUGUCAGUGUCUGAACUCUCCCACAAAUUUGCUUGAUUUACUCAGUUGCGAAGAAAUUUACUCGGCAGUUGAGAUGCCGGCGGUGACGACGGGGCCCCCCCAGAGGAGCGAACAGAUGUGGCAGGCGUUGAAGGCACACAUCAUCAGGGAAAGGCAGAGGAAAAAGCAAGAACAAGAGGCUGAUGCUGAAGAGGAGAGACAGAGAAAGGAGAGAGAGAGACAGCAGAAGCAGGACGUUAUGACCCUGGGAGAGACCAGAGAGCAAAUUUCAGUGCUGGAGGCUGAGUUGUCACAGCUGAAGGACGAGAAGCACCAGCUGUUUUUGCAGCUCAAGAAAGUGUUGAAUGAGGAUGACAACAGGAGGAGACAACUCACUAAAGAAGCCAGUGUUUGUUCAGAGGUUCUGACGAGCGUCAGCAAUUAUCCACCUGCUGGAACGAAUGUCGUGCAUCCCCAGUUGUUUCUUCCUUUGCCUACUAGAAGUCCAUUGUAUAAAGUCACUGCUGCAACGCCCACACACACUCUUUUGCCGAGUGUGAAUGGGCCUUUGAAGAGAGGCCACAGCCCUUCCCCACCAACCACAGCAUCGCCUUAUCACACAGUUUACGGGUACAAGCCUCCACCAACAAUGCCAAGUUAUAAUCCACCUCCAGCAAGGGAACUGAGGGGAGAUGGUUGUAUUUUUCCAGAAUCAGAGGAGGCUGCCAGGAGAACUGGCGACUCUCGCGCCGUCCUCUGGAAUAAAAAUAAUCAAUAUCCACCCUCGACUUUUUAUCCAACACCAGGUGGACAGAGUGUUUACAGCUACUCAGCGCCUACCUCGCAACCUGCACGAGAAACCGAUCCUGGAAAACCGGUUUAUUUGUCGGGGAAUAGAGCGACAUUGUCUACUCAUCCAGCAGCUUACGUCACAAGUCUUCACUCACUGGACCACAAGCCAGCCUACUCCGAGGAUAAAUUCUACCUGCGUCCUGGAAGCCACGUGACAGUUCAUGGAGGUGCAAUUCCCAUUCAGCAGCCCCCACAAGGUGCAAAAACUGGAAGUAUAACGUCGGGAUAUCCAGUUAAGGCCCCGCAGCCACCGCCUGGGCCUUACCCACCCCCUCCUCCGAGUACUUACGUCAGUGCACAACUUGGGCCCAUGCCUACACGAUCAUUGUACUCCCCACCAGCCAUCAGGUUCAUGCCACGAGAUUGUUGAAGCAACUCUGCAGAAUUUGAAAUUGAAGAGGACAUAGCUGGAAUGUGAAUACCCCUCACAACGAUAUUGUUUGUUAAUGAACCCAAAUUUAAGGAUGUAUUACACCCUUUUCGCCAAAAUUCACGUUUUUUGAACUUUUCUGGCAAAUUGUUGAUCGA
Molecule: messenger RNA, 1416 nt
Organism: Diachasma alloeum
Lineage: Eukaryota; Metazoa; Arthropoda; Insecta; Hymenoptera; Braconidae
Product: extensin
Exons: 7
Coding region: 131-1258 (375 amino acids)
Biological process (GO): regulation of transcription by RNA polymerase II
Cellular component (GO): transcription regulator complex
Molecular function (GO): transcription coregulator activity
Source: RefSeq, a predicted model, not a curated record